Messenger RNA from Manis javanica (Malayan pangolin), 438 nucleotides. The record is from RefSeq and is a predicted model, not a curated record. Lineage: Eukaryota; Metazoa; Chordata; Mammalia; Pholidota; Manidae.
CUUUGAGGGACUGACCAGCAGCAAAGACAGUCAGGUCAGAAAGAUAAAGAUGGACCUCCAGAAGGCUGCCACCAUCCCAGUGAGCCAAAUCUCCACCCUAUCAGGCUCAAAGCUGAAGGAGGUCUUUGACAAGAUCCAUGACCUACUCUCUGGAGAACCUGUUCAGUGUGGUGGGUGCACCGUGUCUGUCACACUUCACCCACAGGGCCUGGACUUUGUGCAGUACAAACUGGCAGAGAAAUUUGUGAAACAAGGAGCUGAGGAAGUGGCCUCGCACCAUGAGGCAGCGUUUCCCAUCGCAGUGGUGGUGUCCGGGAUCUGGGGACUCUUCCCCAAAGUGGGGGCCCUCAUUCUGGCUCAUCUGCACAAGAAUUGCCCUUACUCAGUUCCUUUUUACCCAGCCUUCAAGGAGGGCAUGGCUUUGGAAGACUAUCAGAG